Molecule: messenger RNA, 1131 nt
Organism: Carassius carassius (crucian carp)
Lineage: Eukaryota; Metazoa; Chordata; Actinopteri; Cypriniformes; Cyprinidae
Gene: rnf144b
Product: ring finger protein 144B
Biological process (GO): positive regulation of proteasomal ubiquitin-dependent protein catabolic process; ubiquitin-dependent protein catabolic process; protein polyubiquitination
Cellular component (GO): cytoplasm; ubiquitin ligase complex; mitochondrial membrane
Molecular function (GO): ubiquitin protein ligase activity; ubiquitin conjugating enzyme binding; zinc ion binding
Source: RefSeq, a predicted model, not a curated record
AUGGAGGACGGCACUCCACUAUUUCUGAAGUUGACGGGCAAACAACAAGAGGAAGCAGGCAUGGAGGCAGAAAAAGCCAUGAUCCACUGCAAACUCUGCCUGACUGACUGUCCUGAGCUGGAGACCAGCACACUGCAGUCCUGUAACUGUGUGUUUUGUGUGCAGUGUUUAAGGCAGUAUGUACAGGUGGCUAUUCGGGGCGGUGCAGGCAGUGCCAUCAGCUGCCCUGAUCCGGCCUGCAAGAACACCGGAACCCUGCUGGACUCUGAGCUCGCCUUGUUUGCUCCCAGCGAUCAGGUUGAGCUCUAUCAGCGGCUCCGGUUUGAAAGAGGAGUUCAGUUAGACCCCAGUAAAGCAUGGUGUCCCGUGCUGGACUGUCAGGCCGUGUGCAGUCUGACGCCUGGAACUGAAGGCAAACCACUUCCUGUGCCCUGCCCCGCGUGCCGUACCAUCUUCUGCUGCGACUGCAGAAGCCCUUGGAUAGAUGGUCACUCCUGCUCCCAGCACCAGCCUCUGAUGGCACCAUCAGCAGACAGUGCACUGAGCAGCGCUGAAACUGAUGCAGCCAUUAAACAGUGUCCAAUGUGUGGCGUCUAUAUAGAGCGCAAUCAGGGCUGCGCACAGAUGCUCUGCAAGAGCUGCAAACACACGUUCUGCUGGUACUGCCUUCAGAAUCUGGAUGGCGAUAUAUUUCUGAGACAUUAUGAUAAAGGACCAUGCCGAAACAAGCUGGGGCACUCCAGAGCUUCCGUCAUGUGGAACAGGACACAGGUGGUCGGUAUACUGGUGGGCGUCAGCAUCAUCGUGCUAGUGACAUCACCGCUGCUGCUGCUGGCCUCUCCCUGCAUCCUGUGCUGCGUGUGCAAACCCUGCCAGGCCAAGAAGAUCAAGAAAAAGAAGAAAGACAAGAAGCCAUCAGAUUCCACUGCAUAGGAGAGCUCCUAAUAAUCAACAUGUGUAGCAUCCUCCACGUGCCAAUCCUCAAGUCCCGCGAUCCAGGUGCACAAGUGCCUCAUUCUCAGUGCCUGGUAAAUUCGGUGGAUUUAUUUUGCCUUCAGGUGCAUUAUAGGAAAAGAAUCUUGUUGUUUAUUGAAUAAACAACAUCUGUAAAGGAACUCUUUUUAUUUCCCC